Messenger RNA from Coffea arabica (coffee), 1122 nucleotides. RefSeq lists its product as uncharacterized. The record is from RefSeq and is a predicted model, not a curated record. Lineage: Eukaryota; Viridiplantae; Streptophyta; Magnoliopsida; Gentianales; Rubiaceae.
CGCAAUUAGACCACCGGUCCAUAAUUCACUUCAAAGUUUCAAAAUUUCACGGUCUAUCCUUCCCACUUCGCAGCUCCUCUCCCUCCUCUCUCGCACACGGGAAGAAAUGGCGAGCCAGGGACAAACCCAAGAAGCCCUACAGCACAAUGACUUCGGAUUGCACCAAGAGGAAGGGGAAGGUGAAGGUGAAGGUGAAGGUGAAGGCGAAGAAGAAGACGAAUUGGAAAAGCUAGAAGCAGAAGUAAACGAAAUGGCCCAGGAAAUACUCAACUACAGAACCACACUCCCGGGCCAGCUCAAGUCCGCGCUUUCCUCAAUUCUCGCUGCUCAGAGGCCUGUUCUCCCGACCCAUUUCGACUCCGGACCCGAAUCUCAACCCGGACCCACUCAUGACCCUAACCCCGAUGUGGUCAGACCUAUUGGGUCGGGUAAUGAGGCCUUGUUAACAGGAGAGAGUCAGGAAACUGAGAAGAUAAGGCUUCUCAAACAGAAGAUUUCAAAUAAUGCUUCUAUGAUGCUGGUUGUCUUGAAGAGGAUGAAGGAUUGUAUGGCAAGAAUUGAUAACCUGGACUCGUGUAAUGGAAUUAUCAUCCAUCCUGCCUUCAAAAGGAAAAGGAGCAGCUGAUCAACUUGUUUUUGCAAUUUGUCAUUUUGGUUAUAGUCUCUGUUUGAAGAGGAUUUGUGUUUUCUGCUUUGACAACUUCUUGCUGAGUUCAACAGCUAUUCACCAGCAAAGAAGAGAGACUUGUUAACCUCGAGACAUUAGGUUUAGUAAUGAUUGUCCUGUUGUAAUUGUAUAGAAUUGAUUGAAUAUGUAACAUGAUCUAGGUUCAGCAGAUGAUAAUGGAGAUCCAGAGGUCCAUGUGUGGAGAUUGCCAAUCCCUUGGUUAGUUUGUGCUAUAUACACUGCAGAAAUAUUUUCAGAGUAAGUGGUCCAAAAGAUUAUUGUUGUACAGAAGAAAAGAUAGUUCAUGCUUGCACAGUCGGUCCUGCAAAUAUUUUGAGAACUCUAACCUUCUGCUGCUAUAUUUUCAUGUUUAUUGUUACUGUAGGAUUGUAAGCUUUGCAUUUCAACUCUUGUUUCGGGUGCACAUAAGUAAUUUUUGCGCUGAUUGCGUGGAA